Messenger RNA from Colletotrichum costaricense, 1083 nucleotides. RefSeq names its product 2OG-Fe(II)oxygenase superfamily protein. NCBI's taxonomy places the organism in Eukaryota, Fungi, Ascomycota, Sordariomycetes, Glomerellales, Glomerellaceae. Gene Ontology annotation, molecular function: 2-oxoglutarate-dependent dioxygenase activity. The transcript has 4 exons. The coding region runs from base 1 to 1083 and encodes 360 amino acids. The record is from RefSeq and is a predicted model, not a curated record.
AUGGGUUACAACGACUGGGAUAACGAUAACGAGCCGGCCGUGGACCGUGACCACGACUGGCGUGCAGUACCGGGUGAUUUCGACACGAUACCUGUGAUCGAUGUUGCCGGUAUUAGAAGUGAUCAUUUCGAUGAGAGACGCAAGAUUGCUGCCCAGAUUAGGGACGCUUGCGUGCGAGUCGGGUUUUUCUACAUUCAAAACCAUGGCAUUAACGACGAUGUUAUUCAAGGCGUGUUCAAGGCGGCAGAGACUUUUUUCGCGCUGCCAUUUGAGCAGAAAAUGGAAGUAUUCAUCGAUAAUAGUCCAAAUUUCCGGGGCUACACUCCCAUCGGGGGUUCGGGGAAGCCUGGACCGGACGGACGAGGAAAUCUGAACGAGGCGUUCGAAUGGGGCCAUGAUUCGAAGCUGAACGAUGAUCCCAACGAUGCUUGCGACGACCCGUAUAUGAAGGGCCGCAACCGAUGGCCACGGGAGCCCGCUGACUUCGAGGACCAGCUAUCUACUUACUAUCGAGAAUUGCGGGCCUUUUGCCGUCUGUUGGCCAGGUCUGUCGCGCUGUCACUAGGUCUAGACGAGGACUAUUUUUCCUCCUAUACAUCUCACCCCGGUUGCGCCAGCGUCCUAGCCCAUUACCCGCCUCAAGAACGAGGCGCCGCGGCCCGCGGUCUGGAUGCCCAUACCGAUUCUGAAUUCUUCACGAUUCUUGCACCAGGACCCGUCCGCGCUCUGGAGGUCGCGAAUAAAGCCGGGGAGUGGAUAUCAGCUCCUCCUAAGCCCGGAACCUUCAUAGUCAACGUCGGUGACCAGCUUCAAGCCUUCACCAACGACCUCUACAUCUCGACUCGUCACCGAGUCAUGAACUACACUGGACAAGAGCGAUACGCCAUCCCCUUCUUUUUCUCAACAAACUUUGAGACCGUCAUCAAACCAAUCCCGGAACUGCUUACCGGAGACCAGGUAGCCAGAAACCGGCAGGUCUCGGCUGGACAGAUGUAUAAGGAAAACAUGACCUCUCUCCACCGAAUCGCGUCAGCGGUCCCAGACUUCGCCAAGUAUCGUAAGGAGGAGGCAACCACGGUAUAG